Molecule: messenger RNA, 1144 nt
Organism: Pecten maximus
Lineage: Eukaryota; Metazoa; Mollusca; Bivalvia; Pectinida; Pectinidae
Exons: 3
Coding region: 36-878 (280 amino acids)
Source: RefSeq, a predicted model, not a curated record
UAUGUAAACUAAUCGUCAGAAGUGAACCUGUAGCCAUGAGGUCUCUUGUACUAACAGCUUUGUGGUUCGGUUUGGCAGGUAGCCGGAUGUUGUGGGAGAGUCCACACAGUGUGGAUACCGGGGAUGAAAGGAACCACUUCUACGUCAUCAGCCAUGGGACAUUCGGGGAAGACGAUUCGCUGACGCAUGCGCACGACCCAACCGACUCCCACCGUAACGUGAUGAAAGUGAAGUACGCUGACGGCUCAUACUCGGGAACUGACCACAGAGGCGUCCAGUUCUACUCACAGCCACCAGGGGUCAAAGGUCAUUCCGAACUGACGCUCAGCUAUGACGUGUACUUCGCUCAUAAUUUUGAUUGGGUAAGCGGGGGAAAGUUGCCCGGAUUGUGGGGAGGCGUACAGACCUGCUCUGGACAUCGCAGCCCCGAACACUGUUUCUCCACUCGCUUCAUGUGGAGGAGAGGAGGCGAUGGGGAAGUGUACGCUUAUAUUCCCCACGAGCAGUACCCUAGCUACAGCUCGUGGUGUUCCAAUAGCCACAUCAUCUGUAACUCAAACUCCGGACAGUCCAUCGGAAGGGGAGAUUUUGUUUUCCAUCAUGAUAAAUGGCAGAAACUGACACAGUACGUGAAGUUGAACGACGUUGGCAGCCAUAACGGUGUGUUAAAAGUCUGGCUCGACAAAACGCUUGUUUACCACAGUUCAUCCCUGGUGUUCCGCAAACACAGUUCCAUCCAUAUCGACGGAAUGUUUUUCUCGACGUUUUUCGGAGGUGGUGACUCGGACUGGGCGUCGACUGCCGACACGUACACACUGUUCCGGGAUUUCCGGAUAUACGACACUCACAUGGAUCCCGUCGGAAUCACCUUCGGAUAAACUCUAAGAGAGAAAACUGUUUGACUAUGUCACCUGUAGGAUAAUUUCCGAUGAACUGACUUCAAUCCAUCAUGACCUUACUGAAAGAAUGAUUUUAUUUGGAGACAAAAAUCCCAUGCGGACAAUUGUGCUCAAACAAUUAUCGUAGCUACAAAAUGUUUCUGAUUAAAUACCUUAAAAUAUCUAAACGCGCAUGCAUAACACGAUUUAGUUAGUGGAAUGAUUUAUGAUAAUAUUCUAGUUUAAAGCCUAUAGAUGUUAGAUAC